This is a messenger RNA of Pogona vitticeps (central bearded dragon), 1980 nucleotides long. The record is from RefSeq and is a predicted model, not a curated record. NCBI's taxonomy places the organism in Eukaryota, Metazoa, Chordata, Lepidosauria, Squamata, Agamidae.
AUGGUUCAAGGCUCCUGGUUCAACGCCUCCUCCGAGGGCGGCGGCGGCGGCGGCGAGGACGACGACGACAACCCGUUCGUGCAGCCGGGCUGGCAGGUGGCCCUGUGGGCCGUGGCGUACGCCGCCAUCGUGCUGGUCUCGGUGGUGGGCAACGCGGUGGUGAUCUGGAUCGUCCUGGCCCACCGGCGGAUGCGCACCGUCACCAACUAUUUCCUGGUCAACCUGGCCUGCUCCGAGGCCGCCAUGGCCGCCUUCAACACCCUCAUCAACUUCACCUACGCCGUGCACAACGUCUGGUACUACGGCCUCUUCUACUGCCGCUUCCAGAACUUCUUCCCCGUCGCCUCCGUCUUCGCCAGCAUCUACUCCAUGACCGCCAUCGCCGUGGACAGGUACAUGGCCAUCAUCCGUCCUUUGCAACCAAGACUGUCUGCGACAGCCACAAAAAUUGUCAUCUGUGUCAUCUGGGUUCUGGCUUUGCUGUUAUCAUUCCCACAAGGCUACUACGCAACAACAGCACAGCUGCCUGGCCGGGUGGUGUGUAUGGUAGAUUGGCCAGAAAACACAACCCUAACGUAUGAAAUACCAUACCGCCUCAGUGUGAUGCUCCUCAGCUACGUCGUCCCACUCCUCGUCAUAGGCUAUGCCUAUACAGUGGUCGGCAUUACUCUGUGGGCUAGUGAGAUACCAGGGGACUCCUCAGACCGCUACCAUGAACAGGUGUCGGCCAAGCGGAAGGUGGUCAAGAUGAUGAUCGUGGUGGUGUGUACCUUUGCAGUCUGCUGGCUGCCUUUCCAUAUCUACUUCAUCCUGCAGCAUUUUAAUGAAGAGUUGUACCAGAAAAAGUACAUCCAGCAAGUCUACUUAGCGGUCUUGUGGCUGGCCAUGAGCUCCACCAUGUACAACCCAAUUAUCUACUGCUGCCUUAAUGACAGGUUCCGCAUUGGCUUCAAGCGGGCGUUCCGGUGGUGUCCCUUCAUCAGUUCCAGCGAGUAUGAAGGGCUGGAGAUGAAGUCCACCAGAUACCUUCAAACCCAGAGCAGUAUGUACAAGAUCAGCCGGAUGGAGACCACGGUCACCUCUGUGGCGGGCAACCCAGAGGAGGAACUGGAGGAACUGGGCAAAACCAAGCGCCUCUCUGUGGACCUGACCUCCAACGGGUCCUCCCGGAGGGACUCCAAAACUGUGUCCGAGAGCCUGAGUUUCUACUCGAGCACACUUUCCUAGGCGAGCCGCCUCCGUCCAAGCGACGUGAUCUCCGGGUGGAUGGAGCGAGACUUGGGGGGGGUUGAACUUUUCUUCGUGAGGACCUCGCUCUUGGUUUGUAACAAGGGCCGCAUCAUCCACCUCGUCGGUCCUUUCUGGCUCAGGUCACGAGGGGAGCUUUCCUUCUCUCGUGGUGUCUGCCCCGUGGUGGCUCUGCCGUUAAACGUGGGCCCCUCCGAGGCUCUUGGUUCACGAGGGGGUGGAGGGGCUCGGAGGUCCUGCGCUCGCUUUGCGAAGGGCCUUUUCUCACCUUUGGGCCCCGCCGCUCACCUCUUCUCCCCACAGGCUCCCCACGUGCAUGCACCCCCCCUCUCUGUAACCUCCUGAGAGAAAACCUUUGGCGUUUGAGAAGUUCCUGUAGGAAGCUGAAGCCCUGUCAGAGCCAGAAAUAGAAAAUCCCCAAACAGGAAGAGUUCGAUUUGAAGGUGGGUUUUUUUUUUGGUUUGUUUUGUUUUGUUUUUGAUCCUGAGAGCCCUUCCUUCCAAAUUGGUUCCUUCCCUUCUUGAGCACGUGAUGCCCUUCCAAGGUUGAUCCUUCUCGGUGUAUCAGCUUUGUUUAUGCUCAUGUCUUCUUACCUACCCAUCCUCCUCCUGAAAUGAAUUCUGAUUGUUUUGAGAGCCUUAAAUAGUGCAUUGGAACCUCGUUGGUACAGACAAAAAAAUGUGGGAGGAGGCAGGGUGAGUAGCCUCCUCAUCUCUGUGCUACGAUUAUCCC